AUGCCUAUCUCCCUUUUCUACAUCACCAGUUGUUGUGAUGAAAAUUCAUUCAUCCACACACCAUCCCUUCAAGAUGCACCAAAACCAAGGCCCUCUUCCUACCACUCACGUUUCAACUUGAGUUGUGGUUCAGCUCAAUCCUCUACUUCCUCUACCAACUGUGGCAUUCUCUUGUUCCAUUUGAUGGAAAUACUCCCUUCAAGCUCUAAAGAUUCUCAUACAAAAGAGCGGAUAGGGAGUCAUAUUUGUCCAUCAAACCCUGAUAGAGAUGAUGGAAAGAGCAAUGUUCAUGAGAAAAUAGCAUUGGAAAUUCAAGUCCCAGUGAUAAAAGACCACGAUGCUAUUGCACCCCAAUCACAGGUGUCUAGGAUAAGACAUACUAAGUGGAAGAAAGGCUUGGAAGAAGAUUACAGGAAGGACCAAGCAAGCCUGUUUCUCAACUUGGAACUAACUCGUUAA
Sphenostylis stenocarpa is the source of this 459-nucleotide messenger RNA. The record is from the annotation of a GenBank genome assembly. Lineage: Eukaryota; Viridiplantae; Streptophyta; Magnoliopsida; Fabales; Fabaceae.